AUGCAUUCUAUUCUUUUCUUUCUUUCUUGUGCUCUUUUAUUCUUGGAAAGGUCUAGACUAAACAUAAUUUCUUUCUUUUCUUGCUUGCUUCCAUCUUUUCUUUCCUUCUUUCUUGCUUCCUUCUUUUCUUUUUUCUUUCUUUCUUUCUUCUCUCGUUUCAUUCCAACUUUCAAUGAAACAAAAUCCGCUUUUCUUUCUCGUUUUCUUUCUUCUUCUUUUCUUUCUUUUCUACUUCCCUCUUUUUUUUUUCCUUUCUUUAUUUCCUCCUUGCUUGUUUCCAUUUCCUCUGUUCUUUCUUUCUUUCUUUUUCCUUAUUUUCUUGAUUGCUUUCACCCUUCUUUCUUUCUUUCUUUCUUUCUUUCUUUCUUUCUUUCUUUCUUGGUCUUUUACAUCCUCUCUUUCUGGUUUAAUUCCUUCCCUUUUUUCUUUCUUUCUUUCUUUCUUUAUUUAUUUAUUUCUUCCUUGUUUUCAUCUUUCUAUUUUCUUUUUUUUAAUUUUUCUCUUUUUUUCUUGUUUCCUUUCUUUUACACUUCUUUCUUUCUUUCCUUUCUUUCUUUCUUUCUUUUCUUUUUUACGUAUUUUCUCAUUAUCCAUUCAAUAUUUCUUUCUUUCUUUUCUUUCUUUUCUUUCUUUCCUUUUUUUUUUUUUUUUUUUCUUUCUUUCUUUUUUCUUUCUUUCUUUCUUGUUUGCUUGUUUUCUUCAGUUUUUUUUUAUUAUUAUUUCGUUAUCAAAUUUUCAUUAACUUUAUUUCGCUCUGUAUUUCAUUUUUAUUUCUUCAAUUUUAUAGAAGUUCUUUUUUUCUUUCGCUUUUUCUUUCUUCUUUCUUUCUUUCUUUCUUUCUUUCUCUCUUUUACUUUAUGCUAUCUGUCAUUAACACUUCUUUUUCUUUUUAUUCUCUAUAUUAAUUUUAUUCUCUUUCUUUCUUUCUCUUUUCCUUUCUUUCUUUCUUUCUUUUUUUCUUUUUUCUCUUGUUUUUUCGUUCUCUUUCUUUCUUUUUCCUCUUUCUUUCAUUUUCUUUCUACCUUUCAUUCUCUUUCUAACUUUUUUUUUUUUAUUUCUGUCUCACUCUUCAUUUCUUUUCUCUUCUUUCUUUUUUCCUUCGAUUGCUUUCUUUCCCUUUUAUUUCUUCCAUUCUUUCUCAUUGUCUCUCUCUCUCUCUCUCUCUCUCUCUCUCUCAAUUUCUUUCUUUCUUUCUUUCUUUAUUUCUUUCUCACUCUUCCCCAUUCCUGUAACCUUUCUUUGACAGAAACACAGUCAGACAACCAGUUCGCGGGUUAUUCGGAAACGAAACUACCCAGCAAUCAUCUCUCCCUACGCCCUCUCCUUUGCUCUUUCUUUCAUUUCACUCAUAUUUCCCCUGCCGCAGUUCAUGACGCCAGACCAACGACCGUAUCAGGGCGGCGCCGACCUCACUCCACCAGACUCGGUCAGAGAAUCAAGGUUAAAAUCGAACGACGUACUACAACGACGUAA
Molecule: messenger RNA, 1473 nt
Organism: Acanthosepion pharaonis
Lineage: Eukaryota; Metazoa; Mollusca; Cephalopoda; Sepiida; Sepiidae
Source: the annotation of a GenBank genome assembly